GGGCAGAUCUUGAAUGUUCUCGAUGAGUUGAAACUGGCUAAUAACACCCUCGUCUACUUCACCUCGGAUCAAGGAGCCCAUGUGGAAGAGGUGAGCACCAAGGGAGAAGUCCACGGAGGCAGUAACGGAAUCUAUAAAGGGGGGAAAGCAAACAACUGGGAAGGAGGUAUCCGGAUUCCGGGCAUUCUUCGGUGGCCAGGGGUGAUAAAGGCUGGGCUAGAGAUUGACGAGCCAACGAGCAACAUGGACAUAUUUCCUACGGUGGUCAACCUCGCAGGAUCUCCACUGCCCAAGGACAGAAUCAUCGAUGGACGUGACCUCAUGCCGCUGCUUCAAGGGAAGACCCUACUCUCCGAUCAUGAGUUUCUCUUCCAUUACUGCAACUUCUACUUAAACGCUGUGCGCUGGAGCCCUCGGAAUAGCACGUCCGUCUGGAAGGCCUUCUUCUUCACGCCCAAGUUCAGCCCCGAGGGCGCCAACGGGUGCUUUUCCACACACGUGUGUUUAUGCCAUGGGCAGUUUGUGAACCAGCAUCACCCGCCGCUGCUCUUCGAUAUUUCCAGAGACCCCAGGGAGAGAAACCCGAUAUCGCCGACGACCGAGCCCCGCUUCCAGGAGAUCGUCGACGUCAUGCGGCGGGCCGCAGACCGCCACACCGAGACCCUGCAGGAGGUCCCCAAUCAGCUGUCACUGGGCAACAUUCUCUGGAAGCCAUGGCUUCAGAUGUGCUGCUCGUCUUCCGGGCUGUCCUGCCAGUGUGACCGGGAGGAACAGGCCAGGAGGGCGAGCCGCUAGGUGCAUGUCCGGGGACAGAGGCCCGGCAUCCGCUGCACCUCUGGCCUUGUGCACACACAGGGCGGCGGCCCUGCGGAGAGCCAGCCCUGUCGGCACCUUGGACUGGGAGCCUCUCUCCAUCUUACUGCCCAAAGGCUCCGUCAAGAGCCCCCCGGUUACCCCAGGGGGAAAGCAAAGUGUACGGUAUACACAGGGAUAAAUGCCAGACGUGGGGUUCCGUGGCCAAAAUUCUUAGAGUCCUGUAAGUGUGGGGGGUCGGGUGGGUGGGGAGGAGCAGAAAGUAUCAUGCUGACUCCUCUGCAAAUGAGUGGACCCAUGGCAUAAGGUGCCGUUAUUCCACGAUGCCUUGUGGUGCAUCGGCCGCCAUGAUUUCCCUGGCACACCAAUAAACAACGGAAUAGCAUUUAAACAGCACUUACUGAAUCUUAAUAUAUGCAACUUAGAAUGAGUAAAGGACCAUCUUCUUCACCAAUAAUAGAUGAUGCUCAAUUGCAAUUUGAUUUGGAAGGCAGUUAUUAUCAGUGUUAUUUAGAGCACAUAUUAAAAACUAUGCAUGAUAGAUAUAUUUACAGAUACACAGUUUCUUUCUUUCCUCGGGAAUUCAGAGAUAUUUGAACUAUAAAACUAGAAGCUUCACACUAUUUAGGUAAAAGCAAGAGAGGUUCACAGAUAAGACUUUUCUCGUGCAGCAGACUUUUUUGUGAAAUCCUUCGGGAACCAUAAUCCCAAGACAAUCUGUCCUGAAUGGAUUUCCGUUGCAUAAUUUAUAGUGUUACAUUUGGGUUUUACUGUUUCUUUGGUGAAUGGAAGUUCCCAGAUAAAGGCUACCUCGGGGAUAGUAUAGCACGAGGAAUCCCUCCCAAUGCAGUGCAGAAUUAUUGGCCUGGAAAGUGUGUUACUCGGCGGGGGAGAACUCGUAAGCAGUCCAUGACCCUUGCACAAUAUCAUGAUACCUUUCGUUCUUGCAGAAUUUACUGAUGAGACCACAGUAGUUCAUAUAGGUACCUUUGUUUUUUACACUUGUAUUGUGUGGCUAACAAAUACCUGUGCCUUCCUGUGCCUCGAUGAGAUGUACAAUUUCGCUUUAAUCUUGCUUAUUCCGACAUCAGUAAUUGAGGGGCAGGGCAUCAGCAGGCCACGUAGGAGGCAGUGGGCAGUGGCUCUGUAGGAGGAAGGUCCUGAGUCUGCACCACCAGCCCCCACGGAGGAGAGAAUGCACCUGAGUAGAGGAUGCUCAUGUCACUCGAUCAGACUCUAGACAUCUGCCAACGGUAUCGUGUGGAUUCCUUUUCGGGUCAGUGGAGAGGACCUGCUGUUCCCGUGCUUAUCCAUUCGUCUCUUUAGUGCACAUGUCUGAGCAUUCCCUCUUGGCCCAGUGUUUGCUCCGUUCCAGGAGACGGCAGAUCGAUGCAAAGCCUGGACCCCGCGUGGCCCUGUGGAGAGAAUGUGUGCUUUCAGACACCCUGACCAUGGGCCACAUGUCUCUCCACGUGUUCCCCACCCCGGGAAGAACUUCCAAGAUCCAGUAGUAUUACUGCAUUUCCUCUUGAGAUCCGUGAUUUCACAUUUUACAUCUUUCUUUUCUUACAACCUACAAGUGAUGUUUUUUUCCUCCCCUCCCCGGGAAAGGUUGAAAGUUGGCGAGCAAACGGGUUUCUUAUUUUUCAUGUGGAUUUCUAACUCCAGAAAUGGCUGAGAAUCUGUCCUGUUGCUUUAGGAACCUUCGCUAACGACUGUACUAGCUUGUUAAUAACGGGGUGGGGUUAUUGCUGGUAUUACUAUGCAGAAACUAUUUAAAACCACUAUUACAAACUUCGGUAUUACGCUGAUCAUGUUUACUCAAAGUUUAACACACUCAAUGCAAGUGGACUCUUCUAGACAACACUUCAGGGGGUGGGGAUGUGUGUUGGAGGAUUAAGUGAAAGGAAGCACUUUUAUAGAAUAUGUGAAUACGUAUGUAUGUGUAGAGUUGUUAAGUCUGUACUGAAUGUUAGCAGCCAAUGAAGGACAUAUACCUCUAGAAAUAAAAUAAGCUUUAAAGUAUUUGCCUUAAGGGGCGCCUGGGUGGCUCACAUGGUUAAGCGUCUGCCUUUGGCUCAGGUCAUGAUCUCAGGGUCCUGGGAUCGAGUCCCGUAUCGGGCCCCCUGCUCAACGGAGAGCCUGCU
This is a messenger RNA of Leptonychotes weddellii (Weddell seal), 2960 nucleotides long. Lineage: Eukaryota; Metazoa; Chordata; Mammalia; Carnivora; Phocidae. The record is from RefSeq and is a predicted model, not a curated record.